GCUUUUGACAUCAUAUUAUUAUUUUUUUACAAUUCUCGUGACACUUAACAAUAUUUUUAGUUGUUUCUGCCGUCUAAUUACAUUUAUUGUUUCCCGGUGUUUUUGACUUGUACGUAAAUUGUGCGUUAACUAAUUGGUAUAGCAAUCAUGAGCUAUUCACCAUCAACACAGCCCAAUGUUACCAAGCCAGAUUGGCUGAGUCGAAUCGAAAAUAUGAAAGUCAACCGUAAAGACAUGAACAAACUUAUUAUGAACUACUUGGUGUCUGAAGGAUUCAAAGAAGCGGCCGAAAAAUUUGAACAAGAAGCUGGUAUUAGUUCUCCCCUCAAGUUAAAUACCUUGGGAAACCGUAUUAAAGUGAUAGAGUCUGUACAAUCAGGAAAAAUGCAAGAAGCCAUUACACUUAUCAAUCAAUUGUACCCUGGUCUUUUAGAUGAUGAUCGUGAUUUAUACUUUCAUUUACAGCAACUGCAUCUAAUUGAACUUAUCAAAGAAGGUAAUAUUGAAGAAGCUCUUGUAUUCGCCCAAGCUAAACUAUCAGAAGUAGGAGAAGGAAAUCCUACUAUACUUACAGAACUAGAAAGAACACUUGCAUUAUUAGCAUUUGAGGAACCUCAAAAGAGUCCUUUUGCUGACCUUCUUCAAACUACACAUAGACAAAAAGUUUCUAGUGAGCUGAAUGCAGCUAUUUUGAGAUUUCACAAUCAACCAACAAUUACUCCAAAACUUUACAAUCUCAUGAAGCUAAUAAUGUGGGCACAAGAUGAGUUGGAUAGGAAAAAAGUAAAAUUCCCUCAUAUGACCGAUUUUGGUUCAGCUACAUUGGAACCUCCUAAAUGACGCACAGUUAAUGAGUACGACGACGUGUGUUGUGACUCUUUUUGGCUGUUUGAACAUAAGGAUUAAAUUUUGAAUAUUGUUUUUU
Rhopalosiphum maidis (corn leaf aphid) is the source of this 925-nucleotide messenger RNA. It is a transcript of the gene Hou, whose product is annotated as glucose-induced degradation protein 8 homolog. The coding region runs from base 148 to 840 and encodes 230 amino acids. Gene Ontology annotation, cellular component: cytoplasm; nucleus. Lineage: Eukaryota; Metazoa; Arthropoda; Insecta; Hemiptera; Aphididae. Gene Ontology annotation, molecular function: protein binding. The transcript is spliced from 4 exons. Gene Ontology annotation, biological process: proteasome-mediated ubiquitin-dependent protein catabolic process. The record is from RefSeq and is a predicted model, not a curated record.